AUGUCUAAGCUUAUUGGUCGCUCUGCCAUCCCUGUGGCUACCUUCCCUGCUGGCCCCGCCACCACCAACAAGGUCCAACUGGACUCUACUGUUGUUCUUAAAAUCAUAAAGUCAGCUUCGGAUGCGUACCCUUCACCAAUAUCCGGCCAGCUUCUUGGUUUGGAGGAGGAGAACGUUCUGUCGGUUUCCCAUGCAUUCCCGUUCCCCCCUUCAGCCAACGACAAUGAGGGUUUGGGCAUUCGAUCCAAGUCUGUGCAAAAGUACCAAAACGAUAUCUUGUACCACCUCAAGGCCAUCAACGUUGACAUCAACACUGUCGGCUACUUCAUCAGCACCAACCUUGGCAAGCUGUUCAAUAUCAAUACCAUUGAAACUCUUCUUUCAUACCAGGCUAGCAACCCCAAUGCUGUUCUCAUUGUCAAUGACGUUUCACAGACCCUGGCCUCCGGCUUGUCGUUACACGCCUACCGUCUUUCUGAGUCAUUCAUUGCUGCUCGCAAGGAGGGCAAAUUUACCACUGAAUCUUUGACCAAGAACAGUCUUUCAUACCACAACAUUUUUGAUAAGCUUCCCAUUGAAAUCCACAAUUCGCACCUUGUCACCUUUUUCCUCCAGUCUUUGGAAGCCAGCAACCUUGAAAAGGCCCCCUCUGCAUCGUUUGAAAACAACUUUGAUAACUUGAACAUCUCCAUCGAUUCAUAUCUUGAGAAGAACAUUGAGGCCAUUUUUGACUCGAUUGAUCAGUUCCACACCGACCAGGGUAACUACAAUUACUACCAGCGACAGCUUGCUCGUGAGAAGCUCAAGAUCCAACAAUGGCAACACAAGAGAAAUGUUGAUAACGCCCAACUUGCUGCUGCUGGCAAGCCAACUCUUUCUCUGGACGACUGGAAGAAUGUUUUCAAGCUUCCUACUGAACCUUCUAGACUUGACAAUCUCCUUGUUUCUGGUCAAAUUGACAAGUACUGUUCCCAGAUAGAAGAGCACGGUUCUACUGUCAGCACCAAGUUGUUUGCCACUAGAAAGAGCUUGAACUUUUAA
Magnusiomyces paraingens is the source of this 1041-nucleotide messenger RNA. RefSeq lists its product as uncharacterized. Gene Ontology annotation, cellular component: cytoplasm; eukaryotic translation initiation factor 3 complex; eukaryotic 43S preinitiation complex. The transcript has 2 exons. The coding region runs from base 1 to 1041 and encodes 346 amino acids. Gene Ontology annotation, molecular function: protein binding; translation initiation factor activity; metallopeptidase activity. NCBI's taxonomy places the organism in Eukaryota, Fungi, Ascomycota, Dipodascomycetes, Dipodascales, Dipodascaceae. The record is from RefSeq and is a predicted model, not a curated record.